Bombina bombina (fire-bellied toad) is the source of this 5031-nucleotide messenger RNA. RefSeq names its product prolyl 4-hydroxylase subunit alpha 2 (gene P4HA2). The transcript is spliced from 16 exons. The record is from RefSeq and is a predicted model, not a curated record. Gene Ontology annotation, cellular component: endoplasmic reticulum. Lineage: Eukaryota; Metazoa; Chordata; Amphibia; Anura; Bombinatoridae. The coding region runs from base 238 to 1911 and encodes 557 amino acids. Gene Ontology annotation, molecular function: L-ascorbic acid binding; procollagen-proline 4-dioxygenase activity; protein binding. Gene Ontology annotation, biological process: peptidyl-proline hydroxylation to 4-hydroxy-L-proline.
UGGGUUGUGCUGGCAGCAGUGUGGGAGGGGUCUGAUCCCAGGCUUAGCCCCUUAUAGACUGUCUGCCAUGUCAUUAAACCAUCUCUGUGCCUGGAUAGGAUUUCUUUCUUCUUUUGCUAGUGCUGCGUAACAUCCUUACAACAGUGAUCACUGCACAUCCACAGCAUCCACAAGUGCAGACAUCAUUCUCAGAUUUAGACAUCAACUAGGGAUUAACAUUGUCUUUUGUAAACGAAGAUGAAGCCUUGGGGCCUUGUUCUAGUGCUGAUCAACCUUUGCUGGAUACGGCAUGUUCAAGCAGAGUUCUUCACCUCCAUAGGUCAGAUGACCGACCUAAUUUACAAGGAGAGAGACCUCGUUCAAUCUUUAAAAGAAUACAUCAGAGAAGAAGAGGAACGGCUGUCUAAAAUUAAAAGAUGGGCAACUCAAGUAGAUGAACUAACCAGCAAGUCAACUGCAGAUCCAGAAGGGUAUCUCGGCCAUCCUGUGAAUGCUUACAAGUUGGUGAAGAGACUAAAUACAGACUGGGUGUCACUGGAAAAUUUAGUGCUUCAGGACUCAGCAAAAGGCUUUAUUGCAAACCUCACGUUUCAGAGAGAAUUCUUUCCAAGUGCAGAAGAUGAAACCGGAGCAGCCAAGGCUUUAAUGCGUCUGCAGGACACUUAUAGGCUUGAUCCCGACAUCAUAUCCAAAGGAAAACUGCCAGGAACUGACUACAUCUCAUCAUUGUCAGCGGAUGACUGCUUUGGCAUGGGAAAAAUUGCCUACCAUGAAAGUGAUUAUUACCACACUGUACUAUGGAUGCAGCAAGCUCUGAAACAGUUGGAUGAAGGCGAGGAAGCUGCUAUUAGUAAAGUAGAGGUUCUAGACUAUCUCAGUUACACAGUUUUUCAGCUUGGGGACCUUCAAAGAGCCGUUGAACUCACCAGAAGGUUACUAGUUCUAGAUUCUAGUCAUGAACGAGCUGGAAAUAACUUGAGAUAUUUUGAGAAAUUAUUGGAAAAAGAGACUUCAGAAAAGAAGCUAAAUAAGACGUCCACCACUGAGGCUCCAACAACAAAAGACGGGAUUUACAGCAGACCCCUGGAUUACCUGCCUGAGCGCGAUACCUAUGAAGCGCUGUGUCGCGGGGAGGGAGUGAACAUGAACCCCAGAAGGCAGAAACGGCUUUUCUGUCGGUAUCACGAUGGAAAUAAACAUCCUCUUCUAGUCUUAGGUCCAAUUAAGGAAGAAGAUGAGUGGGAUACUCCUCAUAUUGUUAGAUAUCUUGAUGUCUUAUCAGAUGAAGAAAUUGAGAAGAUAAAGGAACUUGCUAAACCAAAAUUACGAAGAGCCACGGUGCGUGACCCUAAAACUGGUGUCCUAACGGUUGCCAACUACAGAGUGUCUAAAAGUGCCUGGUUGGAAGAAUAUGAUGAUCUAGUUAUUGCACGUGUGAAUCAGCGUAUGCAAGCGAUUACAGGUCUCACAGUUGACACUGCUGAAAUGCUUCAGGUUGCUAAUUAUGGUAUGGGUGGGCAGUAUGAGCCUCAUUUUGAUUUUUCAAGGCGUCCCUUUGACCUCAAUCUCAAAUCGGAAGGAAAUAGGCUUGCAACAUAUCUUAACUAUAAAACAGAAUCUGAAGCAUUCAAACUUUUAGGAACUGGGAAUCGUGUGGCUACUUUUUUAAAUUAUAUGAGUGAUGUAGAAGCCGGAGGUGCUACAGUAUUUCCAGAUUUUGGAGCAGCAAUUUGGCCUAAAAAGGGUACAGCAGUUUUUUGGUAUAACCUCUUUAGAAGUGGAGAAGGAGAUUAUAGAACAAGACAUGCAGCAUGCCCAGUACUAGUUGGAAGUAAAUGGGUUUCAAAUAAAUGGUUCCACGAGAGAGGACAAGAAUUCUUGAGACCUUGUGGAUUAACAGAAGUUGACUGAAGUCCAGUCUUUAAAAGUUAUUUUUUUUUAAUUAUUUGUUUGAGAACCCUUUUGUUGUAUUAGAUUUCUGUUAACAAUUACUGUGAAGCCAAACAGACUUGUUGAAAUCCAAAGAUAAUUUCCAAAAUUAAGGAGGAGUUCCGGGAAGAAAGUGCAAUGUAUUAUUAUAAGCUCAACAACACCAAGAUUAAUGUUGCAGUGUAUAAGAAAGGGAUAUGGUAAAAUGUGUAGUUACUUUCAUCCUCUUUUCUACUUGUGAUUGGAUGCAGUAUUAUUCCCUUAUCAAGCAAAGUUAUAUUGAAAUCCAAUGUUCACACGCUGUGUAUGUUUUUUUUUUUUUUUUUUAUAAUUGUGUUGUAGAACAAAAUGUAAGGAUUGAUUGAGUCCAAUAGAGCAGCUAUGAACCGUAUUCUGUGUUACUGCAGAGAUCUGUAUUUAACAGCACUAUUAAGUUAUUACUUGAGAUUAUUUCUUCACUUGUAAAUAAGGAAUUUGCAGCUGAUGAUAAAGGUAAAGGAAAUAGUAUUCACACAGCAGGUGGCUAAUAAUUUGUCAUUGAACAAAUUCAUUUCUUAAUCAGGCUCCCAGUGAUCACACAUGAUAAGCUUGUGCUGCUAGGAUAGGAUAUUGCUGUUUGGAUAAAACUGCAUACAGCUUGUUCAACUCUUUUGGUGUAACUAUACCGUAGGGCAAGAUUUAUCAAUUUGCGAGUGGACAGGGUUCACAAGUUGUGAACCUGUCUGCACUUGAUCGCAAAUUGUGGCGCAGAUAUGUUCACCAUAUUUAUCGUUGCACGACAGAACACUCGUGCAAUGAUGCCCCCUCUACCCAAUUGUAUGAGAGAAGGGCUUGUCAAUCACCUCAGUCGAAUAAAUCCAGGGUGAUUUUCAUCCGCCAACUCCAGUUUGGCGGAGAGAGUUUAAGAAGCAGUGGUUUAAACUGCUGCUUCAUAAAUAUCAGUUGCAGGUUCAAAUGAGCGAGCCUGCAACCGAUCGGGGCAUUCGCAUCAUCAUAAAUCUUGCCUGCAGUAUGCUGUGAAUGAACAGACGUGUUACGUAACAUACAAGAGAAAAGUAUGCUAUAGAUAUUUCUAAACAAAAAUAAAAUAAACCUUGAUGAUGCUUGGUAUAACUUGACAUAAAUGUAAUUUUAUGCCCACUUAUACAGUGAAUUAUUAAUCUUGGUAAAAGUAUCUCUUCAAUGUUUAAAAGAUAUAUAUAUAUAUAUAUAUAUAUAUAUAUAGUUAUAUAUAUAUAUAUAUAUAUAUAUAUAUAUAUAUAUAUAUAUAUAUAUAUUGGUGGUCUCUUGUUUUUUUCUAUUUUUCCAAAUACAAUUUAAAUGAGUUAAAUUCUACAUUUGUUUUUCUUCCACUUAUACACACCUUCAACACAGAACUGAUGGUGUAAUUAGAACCAGGUGAAAUUGUAAUGUUCUUUAAGUCUUUUAAGUUAACUAACGCGUCACGUAUGGUUUUAUGCUGAAGAAUUGUGCAGGACAUAGUGAUGACCAGCUACAUGCCUAGAAGGAUCAUUUGAGUAAAGGUCAGAAAGUAGUGAUUACCAUUUUACAUAUGUUGUCUGUUAUCUCGUCAGAUACUAAAGCCUGACAUUUUAUAGGGUUCUUGACCUGGAGUUAGAUACCACCAGUUUGUGGAACAUAUAUCAGUUUAACACAAAUUAUCUUCACAUGCUAUGAAUAUAUUGCAUUAUUCUGUAUAUUAUUUUUAAUUAACCUAACAAAUGUUUCAGUUACUAAAACACACAUACUAAGCAUUGUCCAACUAGUAUUAUUAAUGAAUCUUUAUUCUAUAAAUAAAUAGCAUUUUGCUGUUUUUUGGUUUUUUUUUACUUUAAUUUUGAUUAACCACCCAGUUGAAUGCACAUUUUACAUUUUUAUAACACUAACUGAAUAAAAUAAAUGUACAAAUUGUCAGUACCCCCAAAGAGUGACUUGUAGAGCUGUAGUAUAAGUCUGUAAACAUUGGGCCUACUUGUAGGCUUAGGUAGCGGUUCUAUUUCUGUAACAACAUGGGUGAGGUAAAUCACUUGGUUUAUUUUCUUUGAAAGGUUUAAAUAGCAAAAAAUAGAUAUAUUUUGCCCAAUUUAACGGUGUGUUUCAAACUGUAUCCAAUUUACAAAAUAAUGCAAGUGGAGCAUAGCUGGUUGAAAAUCUUUUUACUUUGUCAUAGACAAUUAUUUUAUCAACUUAAGCACCAAUUCAACUUCCAUUUUCUUUUCUUUUUUUUCCUCCAGUUUUUACAUUGUCAUAAUUAUUUAUCCUUUUUUGCGCUCUGUUGUGGUAAUUAUAUCUAUAAGAAUUUAAAAUAAAAAAAACACGUAAAAUGGCUUCACUUGAAGAAUGUGGAAACCAUGUUUGUAUUUUUUUACUUUUUAUAAAAACAAAAUGUGAAUAUAUAUAUAUAUAUAUAUAUAUAAAUCUAGCUACCAUAUACAUAUCUAUGGAAAUUGCUGGUGUUAUGUAUAUUGAAGUAUAAGUUUAAAUACAAGAAAACCGAGGUUAGACUGGUACUUGACGAGGAAAUGAUGAAUUCCUACAACCCCUUUUUUAGCUCUUUUUGUAUUUAGAAGCUAGAGGAAUACAGCUAGUCUGAGGCUGUAUUGCAAAAGCUAAUGAUGCCUAUGUGUGCUGGCUGCUAAUAGAGAGUUGGUGCUCUGUGCAUGCACAGUUUUUCUUUUAUCUUUCCUGUAUGGCAGCGUGGCGUGAACUUCUAUAAACAUAAAUGGCUUGAGUACUGGAGCAUAUGAUUUACCAUGCAACUAUCUGUGUUUAAUUACUGACAUGAUCAUAUACUGAAUGCCUGGAAAAAAAACAAAUGACUGAACAAUUUAUAUGAAAGGGAUUGGAAGUGAUCCAUUAAAAUCUGUGAAUUGCUUCCAUGUCCUAUUAAUUAGAAUAUAUUGUAUAUUGCCGCAGUGUAAUUUAUUUUAUCCUGAGUCAUUGUUCUGCACAAUUCCAUAUGUGUCCUACCAACUUUAACUAAGACUUGUGGUUCUUUUCAUUUGUAUUUUAUUGGUGCUUUUGGUUUACUUGGGCAGACAGAUGAUUCCUAUGACUAUAUUUUUUUAUUGUUUUGGGAUAAUUAAAUUGUUUUUAAAGUCA